GAGAGAGGAGGAGCUGCAGCAGCUAGAAAGCCCCGUAGGCUCUUAGGGUUGAAAACACUCCCAUUCGUCGUCUCUGAGUGGGUCUCAGGAGCGCACAUUCUCACACAGAGUGAGGGAGGGAGUUGUCUGGUCAAACCUGUUGCAGCCACAGACUAAUAUCUCCCACCCUGAACCAACACUUCACACACACAGAGACAGAGAGACAGCGCGAGAGAUAGAGAGAGUGAGGGUCAGAAGAAGACUCUCCCAGUUGACAAAGCCCUUCCUUGGUUAAGCCUCAGUGAGCCGCCAGUGAGCCACUGGCCCUUAGCAACACGAUCCAGAGGAUCUGCUCUGCUGCUCUACUCUGCGUCUCCACUCCCCCGCCACCCCUGUGGAGAGUUUGAAGAAGAAAAAAACAGAAGAAAGAAAGAAACUGGGGGAGCGGGGGAGGCAGACGCCUACACAGAGAAGAGAAAAGCUUGAAACAGCUGCAGAGAACCAACGGAGAGGAGGGCAGCAAAUAGAAAUCAGACGAGGGGAGAAAAAGGGUAAUAAAAAUCAGUGGAAAAGAGACGGUUGAAGAGACAAUCGUGGAGCGAGGUUCGAGAGCGAGAGCCAAGCUGCAGCCAGUCACCAAAGCCAGUGGAAUGGACCUCGACGUCGGUCGGAUUAACCCACGCCUGCCCACCGUGCAUUCCGAGGAGGAAAGCUGAACCAACUGACCUCCACCCCCAAAAACUCAAUGAGGAUGAAGCUAACAACAUGAGCUGAGCCAACAACACAACAAUAUGCUGAGCUAACACGUUCCUGUUUUUCUUCAGCAGUAUUACUGCCUGGGGUUAGCAUUAGCCGCUAGCUGACUGGCAGUAGAAGAGGAGGAGAGCCGGGGGCCACCGAGCAUCGCUGGUGUUGCUGCCCAGGAGAGGCAGGGCAGUGCAGGAGAGGACCAGAGGGACGACGAGAGGGCGGUGGGGGAGGGAGAGGUGGCGGUGGUGGCCGGGCAGCGGCACAUGGCCGUGCAGCGGCUGGUGACGGCGGCGGUGGCGGUGGCCCUGCUGUCCCUGGUCCUCAACAACGUGGCGGCCUUCACCCCCAGCUGGGUGCUGCAGGCCCUGGAGGAUGGACGCAAGCGCAGCGUGGGGCUGUGGAGGAUGUGUCCCGUCAUGACUGGAGGAGAGAGGGGCCGGGAUGAACACGGUGUUGGGGGAUCCAAUAGGAGAGGUCAGGGGUCUCAGAGGCCGUGUGAGGACCUGGGCUGGGGCUCGGAGUUUGCAGGCUACCAAGAGUCCCGCAGCACCGUCAAAUUGCAGUUUGACAUGAUGCGAGCGUGUAACCUGAUGGCUACGGUGGCACUGACGGCCGGGCAGCUCAUCUUCCUGCUGGGCCUGAUGGAGCUGCCCUUCGUCACCCAGGACUCCCAGUGGUGGGAGGAGGCCAUCGCCGCGCUGUUCCAGUUGGCCAGUUUUGUGCUGGUGAUCGGCUUGGUGACGUUCUACCGGAUUGGCCCGUACACACACCUGUCCUACUCGUGCUACGUGGACAUCGCCGCCUGCUUAUUGGCCACGCUCGCCGCUGCCAUGCUCAUCUGGAACAUCCUGCAUCGCCGCGACGACUGCCUCACACCCCGGGUCAUUGUCAUCAGCCGCUCGCUGGCGUCGAACUUCCACCCACGCCUCGACAACGACUAUGUGGAGUCGCCCUGCUGAGCCCCCCGAGCCCUGACUCUUGAACCUAACAGAAUAGACAAUGCUCUGACAGUCUCUGCAUAUUUUCACCCAAACAGGUGCCUCAAUUAAUUACUCUACAGAAGACACAUGUUUUGUCGUGGCUCUACCAGUGCUGGACUAACAUGAUUUCACUGUUGUACAGUUCUACAUCUUCGAACUUCGUGGCUUCAUCAUUUACAGUGACCAGUGGAACUCAAAUUUUUCCCUGGACUGAGUAACGCUCCUUGAUGCAAGGAUAGUUUCUCCAUUAAACAUCCAGCUAACACAUCUCUAAAUCUCAAAAGAAUUAUGAAUGAUUAACACCAUGGCCAAAAGUAUGUGGACACCUGCUCGAACAUCUCAUUCAAAAAUCAUGGGCAUUAAUAUUGAGCUGAUCCGUCUUUUGCUGCUAUUACAGGCUCCACUCUUCUGGGAAGGCUUUCCACUAGAUGUUGGAACAUUGCUGCGGGGACUUGCUUCCAUUCAGCCACAAGAGCAUUAGUGAGGUUGGGCUUUGAUGUUGGCCUGGCGAUUAGGCCUGGCUCGCAAUUGGCAUUCUAAAAUCAUCCCAAAUGUGUUCGAUGGGGUUGAGGUCAGGGCUCUGUGCAGGCCAGUCAAGUUCUUCCACAACAAUCUCGGCAAACCAUUACUGUAUGGACCUUGCUUUGUGCACGGGGGCAAUGACAUGCUGAAACAGGAAAGGGCCUUCCCCAAACUGUUGAAUAAAGUUGGAAGCAGAGAUUUGGGAGCAGAAAAUUGUCUAGAAUGUCAUUGUAUGCUGUAGUGUUAAAAUUUCCCUUCACUGGAACUAAGGGGCCUAGCCCGAACAAUGAAAAACAGCCCCAGACCAUUAUUCCCCGCAGUCCAAUGGCGGCGAGCUUUACACCACUCCAGCCCGACACUUGGCAUUGAGCAUGUUGAUCAUAGGCUUGUGUGUGGCUGCUCGGCCAUGGAAACCCAUUUCAUGAAGCUCCCGAGAAAAACAGUUAUCGUUCUGAAGUGGCUUCCAGAGGCAGUUUGGAACUCGGUAGUGAGUGUUGCAACUGAGGUCAGACAGUUUUUACGCACUAUGUCCUUCAGCACUCGGGGGUCCCGUUCUGUGAGCUUGUGUGGCCUACCACUUCACAGCUGAGCCAUUGUUGCUCCUAGAUGAUGUUUCCACUUCACAAUAACAGCAUUUACAGUUGACCGGGGCAGCUCUAGCAGGACAAACAUUUGACGAACUGACUUGUUGGAAAGGUGGCAUCCUAUGCCGGUGCCACGUUGAAAGUCAAUGAGCUCUUCAGUAAGGCCAUUCAACUGCCAAUGUUUGUCUAUUGCAUGAUUGUGUGCUUGAUUUUAUAAAAUUGUCAGCAAUGGGUGUGGCUGAAAUAACCAAAUCCACUAAUUUGAAGGGGUGUCCACAUACUUUUGUAUAUAGUGUACGCAAGUCAGUUUUAAAAACAUAAACUGCAGUGUUUCCCCUAUAUGCAGCGCUGCUAAACCGUAGCCACCACUUAAAACAAUUAUAUUAAAAUUAAAUUAAAUCCUAAAAACAGCUAACUCUACCACCCCUGCUGAAAAAACUCCUAAGGGAAACACUGAGCUGUAGUACAUUUUUCGUUUCAGUAGACAUGUUGUAGUAAGCGAUUACUCUAAAGUGUGCUUGAAGGUUUGUUUGACCUGGAAUUUCCUCAGCAAAACUCCAUGAAAACGCCCUGUUUAGGAAAAGAUCAAGCUGGAUCUUGACAUGUUUUGUUCUUAGUGCACUUACAGUAUGUAAUAACAUAUACUUCCUGCAUAUUGUUUAUAUUAUUCUUAAUAUUAAAAAGAGAUUUAGGUCUA
Messenger RNA from Salvelinus fontinalis (brook trout), 3512 nucleotides. It is a transcript of the gene tmem204, whose product is annotated as transmembrane protein 204. The record is from RefSeq and is a predicted model, not a curated record. The coding region runs from base 993 to 1688 and encodes 231 amino acids. The transcript has 3 exons. Lineage: Eukaryota; Metazoa; Chordata; Actinopteri; Salmoniformes; Salmonidae.